Fusarium redolens is the source of this 2043-nucleotide messenger RNA. Its product is annotated as major facilitator superfamily domain-containing protein. Gene Ontology annotation, biological process: transmembrane transport. The record is from RefSeq and is a predicted model, not a curated record. The coding region runs from base 250 to 1749 and encodes 499 amino acids. The transcript has 2 exons. Gene Ontology annotation, molecular function: transmembrane transporter activity. Gene Ontology annotation, cellular component: membrane. NCBI's taxonomy places the organism in Eukaryota, Fungi, Ascomycota, Sordariomycetes, Hypocreales, Nectriaceae.
CAACAAUUGAUUAUGAGUCGUGUCGCCAAGCUAACUCAUUUUACCCCCGCAUUCAAAUCAACCCACCAUCAUUCGUCGUCCGCCACGAGACCUCGGCGGACUUCAUUCUAUGCGUCGAGAUAACGCUAUGUCCUGCCUGUCGGUGGAUUUAUAGACUCGUCUCCCGACAAUUGUUGGAACGAAAAAUCCAGACAGCCAUUCUCAUCCCUUUAUUCCUCACCACUUCAAGUCACAAACAACAUCGCCAUUAUGGCUACCGUCCCUGUGGAUGAAUCCCUCAAGCGGUCACCCUCGUCUCAUGCUGAGGGUACCAGCACUGCCUAUCAGAGGAUGCCCGAAGCCCUCUUGCACCUCAGCGAAGAAGAGAUCGCUGCAAUGAAUAAGAAAUUAGUCCGCAAGAUCGACUCCAUCAUCCUGCCCAUCAUCGGAAUAUUGUACAUUCUCAACUAUAUCGAUCGGCAGAACCUGGCCGCGGCCAAACUCCAUGGCAUCACCGACGAUCUCAACAUGACAACAGAAGAAUUCGCUACUGCGAUAUCAAUCCUCUUUGUCGGUUACCUACCAUUCCAAAUCCCAAGCAAUCUCAUCAUCGCAAGGAUUCCUCGACCGGGUAUGUAUAUUUGUGUUGCUGUGGUGAUCUGGGGGACAAUCUCAGCUUGCACUGCUCUGGUUACCAACUAUGGUCAACUUCUCGCUGUCAGAGCCAUUCUCGGUGUUGCCGAGGCCGUCUUCUUUCCCGGUGCCAUAUACUACCUCUCCGCAUGGUAUACAAAGACCGAACUCGGAAAACGAAUUGCCAGUCUCUACAUUGCCCAACAGGUCGGCAACGCGUUCGGCGGCCUUUUUGCCGCAGCUAUCUUUCAGCUCGACGGUCGACACGGAAUCAAGGGUUGGCAGUGGCUCUUCAUCAUUGAGGGUUCUGCCACAGUUGGAAUCGGUGUCGUUUGCGCCUUUUUCAUGCCCGAGUUCCCCUACAACAGUCGCAUCCUUUCCCAAGCCGAACGAGACCUUGCCGUGUGGCGUAUCGAGUCUACAACUGGCGCAGCUGAGGGCUCCGAGAAGGAAAGCACUCUCAAGAGCUUCGGAAAGGCUCUGUCUGACCCCAAACUUCUGCUUCUCAUCCUGUGCAACCUGCUUUCCCAGGCACAGGGCUCGAUUGCCAACUACUUCCCGACAUUGGUUGCCUCGCUCAACUUUGGCAGCACUGUUAGCCUGCUCCUUACUGCACCACCCUACGUCCUCGCUGGGGCUGUCUACUGGGUGUUGAUGUGGUACAGCGACCGGAAGAACACAGCAUACCCCAUUAUCAUUGGAUGCAUUGCCAUUGCCAUUGGCAUGUAUGUCAUUCCCAUGUCUACACUCAACGUCCCUGCGCGCUACUUCUCCAUGAUGAUUCUUCCUUUUGCGUCUGUCGGCCCUCAACUUGUGCUUUACAAGACUAUCAACCUUCAUCUCGCACGUCCUGUCUCGAAGCGUGCCGCAGCAUCUGCUCUGGUCAAUGCUAUUGGUGGCACCUCCAACAUCUGGGCUUCAUACUUGUACUAUGCUCCCCCUCACUUCUAUGCAGCAUUCGGCACUCUUAUGGCUUGCGCCUUUCUCUUCGCCGGCACUAUUACUCUCUACCGCUGGCUCGUCUUGCGAGAGAAUAAACGACUGGACUCUGGCGACCCUGAGGAGAUAGCCAAGGUUAUCAAGGGUGGUGUUACUGAGGAGAUGGUUCAGCUUGGAUGGCGUUACGAAAUGUAUUGAUUGUUGUCGCGGGCGUCACGUUAUUUGUAUCAGGAUGGACUAGGUAGAUAGGUGGAUAGUGGACUGGCGAGGUGUUGAUGAUCUAGUUAUAUAUUCAUAUGCAGGCAAUGCAUUAAGGUACAGGUUCAUAAACAAUCGUGUUAUGACAUAGUUUUCGAUACGCACAACACUAGUGCAUGCAGUUAACAUUGGAUUAGUAGGCCUGCAGUGCAUAACAACAUACGGUAUAUACUUUAGGCAGCUAACAGAAUGGAGCUUAGUUUGGGAGAUGUCUAGCUUGCGCUGAAAAGAUGG